Molecule: messenger RNA, 3375 nt
Organism: Girardinichthys multiradiatus
Lineage: Eukaryota; Metazoa; Chordata; Actinopteri; Cyprinodontiformes; Goodeidae
Gene: abcg5
Product: ATP-binding cassette, sub-family G (WHITE), member 5
Exons: 14
Coding region: 132-2105 (657 amino acids)
Biological process (GO): cholesterol homeostasis
Cellular component (GO): plasma membrane
Molecular function (GO): ATP hydrolysis activity; ATP binding; ABC-type transporter activity
Source: RefSeq, a predicted model, not a curated record
GUUCGGAAAGACACCACUGACCCUGCACUGCAGCUCUUUAGAGCACAGCUGCUCACAAACACAGUCUGAGACCUGAGGACUAUUAAACUGAUGUCCAGUUGUUUGCUUGAAAUCAAAGAUUGAUCGGAGACAUGAACAGAUUUGAUUCCCUCGAAGCGGGGGAGCCACAGAAUGGGACAAAAGCUGCAGGGUUGUUCAAGUUUGUGUCCGAGGCGAAGAGUGAUGUGUGCAGGGAAGGUGGAGAGGAGAGAUCAGAGCCGUCCUGUUGUCUCAGUGUCAGAAACAUUUCCUACACUGUCAGUGAGCGUGUUGGACCAUGGUGGGACUUACGAUCCUGCAGGAAGCGAUGGACUCGUCAGAUCCUCAAUGACAUCUCCUUCCACGUAGACAGCGGGCAGAUCAUGGGUAUUCUGGGUAAUUCAGGCUCGGGCAAAACUACUCUGUUGGAUGCCAUUGCUGGCCGGAUUGGAAGCUCCAGCACUCUGCUGGGCGAGGUCUUCAUUAAUGGCAGAAAACUCAAGAGAGAAGAAUAUCAGGACUGUUUCUCCUAUGUCUUGCAGAGUGAUAACUUGCUGAGUUAUUUGACAGUGGAGGAGACUCUGACUUACACUGCACAGCUGGCCCUGCAGAAACACUCAGCAGAAGCCAUCACAAAAAAGGUGUCGGCAGCGAUGGCUGAGUUGAGUCUGAGUCAUGUGGCGCACAGUGUUAUUGGAGGUCGGAUUUUCCCAGGAAUCUCUGGUGGUGAGAGACGGAGGGUCUCCAUCGCUAGCCAGUUACUCCAAGAUCCAAGGGUUAUCUUACUGGACGAGCCAACCACUGGCCUGGACAGCAUGACCGCCAAUCAGAUCGUGGUGCUGCUGGCAGAGCUGGCAAGGAGGGACCGCAUCGUCAUUGUAACCAUCCAUCAGCCGCGCUCAGAGCUCUUCAGGGUGUUCAGCAGGAUAGCCAUAAUGAGUCGAGGAGAACUGGUGUUUUGUGGUCAGCCUGAGGAAAUGGUGGACUUCUUCAGCCAAUGUGGAUAUGAAUGCCCAGAGUACUGCAACCCUUUUGAUAUCUAUGUUGACUUUACAUCAGUGGACACGCGCAGCAGCGAGAGGGAGGCUGCCACAUUCAGCCGAAUGCACGAGAUCACAUCAUCCUAUCAGAGAUCUGACAUCUACCAGAACAUGCUGGACAAAAUGGAGCAGAGCCUGCAGAUAUCGGACAAACCUGCCAUCCCGUUUAAAAACAAAGAGUCACCCAAUGGUGCUGCUAAGCUUGGAUUUCUGGUUAGGCGAACAGUUCGAAACCUUUCCAGAGACAGAAUUGGUGUUCUCAUGCGUCUGUCCCAGAACCUCAUCUACGGUUUCUUUGUGGCCUUCUUCGUCAUACAUUUAGAUUUGGAUGUCGCCAAGGGUGCGGUGCAGGACCGAAUAGGAAUGAUCUAUCAGUGUGUGGCUGCUUCGCCGUACACUGGCAUGCUGAAUGCUGUUGCUCUCUUCCCUGCGGUGCGAGCCAUUAGUGAUCAGGAGAGCCAGGAUGGCUUGUACAGUAAAUGGCAAAUGUUCUUGGCAUAUAUCAUCCACAUCUUGCCCUUCAGCAUCCUGAGUGUUGUCAUCUUCAGCUCUUUUAUUUAUUGGACAGUAGGGAUGCACCCGGAGACAUGGCGUUUUUUGUGUUUUACUGCUGUAGUUCUUGUUCCACAUAUUAUAGGGGAGUUGUUGACAGUGGCGCUAUUAGGAGUGGUCCAAGACCCUAACAUGGUCAACACUGGAGUGGCUUUACUAAACAUUGCAGGGAUCCUGGUGGGAUCUGGCUUCCUCAGAAGCACGGCGCAGAUGCCGCGGUUAUUUCAGUUGCUCAGCUACCUGACCUUCCAGAAAUACAGCUGUGAACUUCUCAUCGUCACAGAGUUCCUUGAUCUGGAGUUCAUUUGCAAUGCAACGAGACCCUUACCAGGAGCUUGUGUGGUGACUACAGGAGAACAGAUCAUUGACCAGGGAUAUCCUGGUGCCUUGUCCCGAUACACACUAGACUUUGUUCUGCUCUACUCCUUCCUCCCUGCUUUGGUUGUGAUGGGAAUAAUUGGCUUCAAGAUCAGGGACAAACUCAUCCGCCACUAAAGCAAAAAACUUGUCAUUCAAUGACCAUUUUUUGUUAUUUGAUUAAAACAAAAACACAGCUUAAAUCACAUUUGACGACUUAACAUGCUGUUUAUUAUGAAUAACCGUGUCUUCUGCUGAUGCUGCUUAGCAUUUUUCUUCAACAUACAAGAAACAAACCAAAAUAUUUUUUAAAUAUGAAGUCAUUUAGCUUAUCUGUGGUCUGUGGAUUUCUGUCAAUGUUUGCUCUAAGUGUGCAGUCAAUAAUAAUUUAAAUACUUUUUUCUUGAAGCAGAAGAAUUUACCAAAAGUUUAUGAUUAAAAAUAUCACUAUACAGUUAAACAAAAACAUGAGCAAUAAAAAAAUAACUGAAUUCAGCUCUUGCUCAUUUUAAAUAGUCCUGGUAGUCUUCAUUGGCCCCGUCUUCCUUCAUUUUUCUUUAAAAACCUAAUUUGUUACACCAAUGAUCCAACCCUUUUUUAUCUUUCGUUACCAUAUAAGUGAUUAUUUUUAUCAAGUGUUGUAAAACAAAUAUAAUUUUUUUUAACUUGUCAUUCUAACAUUAUUCUAAUACUUGUGUCUGCACUUUAGAUGCUUUGUGAACCGGACUUUAGAGUUCUUAAAGCAAAUGAAAUUAGCAGCUUCCAACAAAAUCUUUUUUUGUAAAAUCAGUUUGAGGUUAUUUCAGCAUGAGAGCAUUAAAAUGCAUUGAAGGAAACACUUGAAACACCAGCAACCUAGAGUUCAUUAUUAUUUUUUAUAUCUUUAUCUAAAUUGACCGAAUCAAUAAAAACAAUGGCAUUACAAACAAGCACACAAAUAACCCCAAAAAGGUUGUGAUAGAAAGAACAUUGGUUGAAGAUGACCAAUGAGAACGUAGUGCAUAGUGCAUGUAAUGUACUCACAAAUUCAGGGAUGAUAAUCAGUGUUAUGAUAAUAUUUCACGAAGGUCAAACCUUUGCAAGAUACUCUACUUAAAACUCCCCAACAUCUGCUGAUUGUACUUCAAAAAUAUUUAAUAAAUAAUUCAUAAUAAUAAUUAGUACUGUCAGGAAUAAGUGACUGUAAAGGAUGUUUUAAUAAUAAAAACUUGUUGUAACUUGUUUUAGGAAGAGCUAAUUUUAUUAGCAGUAGAAUGAACAAUUAGUUUGGUUAACCAAACAUGCAUAAAUUAAUGGAAAAAUAAAAUAAAAUGUAAUGUAAAUGUAAAAAUUAAAUAAAUACAGCAAAAUGUUUGAUAAAUGUACAUAACAAUGCAUGUGUGUAAUAAAGUUAUUUCUUAUGUCUCCA